Messenger RNA from Scatophagus argus, 6613 nucleotides. It is a transcript of the gene ylpm1, whose product is annotated as YLP motif containing 1. The record is from RefSeq and is a predicted model, not a curated record. Gene Ontology annotation, cellular component: nucleus. NCBI's taxonomy places the organism in Eukaryota, Metazoa, Chordata, Actinopteri, Scatophagidae. The transcript is spliced from 22 exons. Gene Ontology annotation, biological process: regulation of telomere maintenance. Bases 323 to 6271 code for a protein of 1982 amino acids.
AGAUUACUCGUCAUGUGAUUCCGUCAUCAGUGUGUGCCGCGCACCGAAGCGUAGGCAGCCAAACGAUGUCAGUUGUUUCUAAACGUUUUUUUGUAAUGUAUUUAUCAUAAAGUUAAACAAACACAGCCUUUCGCUAACGGAUAACAAUUUCCUACAACAUAUAUGAUAUUUAUAAUCUUUGUUUAUCGUAACCUGACCUAAUCAGGGAAUGAAAAUGUAAUGUUAGCUAUCGAGCUUACACAAGGUAGGUCGGCGUUAGCUGUUAGCUUUUAAAGCUGUAUGUGAGCACAAAGGCCGUGUGCACCUCCUCUCCUUUGUGACAAUGUACCCCUCCUGGGGAAAUUUUGGAGGACCCCAACCGCAAAACUAUGGAGGGCCUGGGCCUCGGAAGCAACCUGGUGGCGGUCAUGUGGGCCAAGCAGCGGCGUUCGGCAGCUUCGACUCCUCAUCCAGCGGUUCACUGUUCUCCAGCCUACAGGAGCAACACCGCCAGCAAAUGCAGCAGCUGCAGAUGCUGCAUCAGAAACAGCUCCAGUCUGUGUUACAUCACGGCAACCAUGCUAACGCUUACGGUGCUGGACACUUAGGUGGGUAUUCAGGGACAUCAUGGCACCCAGAAGGGUCAGGACAUUCAGACAGCGGUGUAGGAACCCAGUCGUACCAUAAACAAGACGAGACUCCAGGUCAGCCGGCGAGAGGUGCCUCUGCUCCUCAGCUGGGCAACUCGCAGCCUCCUCCGCCUCCACCGCAACCCAGCGAGUCCCAACCGGUUCCUCCCCCUCCAGAACCUCCGUCAUUAAAGCCACCGGAGAACAGCGAUGCUCCCAGUGAGCCCAACAAGAAACCCUCAUCCACGACUGAAGACGACAAAUCCUUACCUUUGCAGGAGCAGCAGCAACUUUGGUACAAACAGCAUCUUCAAAAUCUACAGAAAUUAAAGCAAGAGAGAGCCAAACAGAAUCAGAAAGAAGGUGAUGGUCCUGUGCCACAACCACCCCUGCAACAAGCAGCUCCCCCUCCUCCAUCAGACCCACCAAAAGGCAUACCUCCUCCACCACCUCCAAAGGAGGAGCCCCCAGUACCACCUCCACCCCCUGAGGAAGUAAAGAGUGAAAAUGCAGGAAAACCUGCUACACUUACAGACACACCCAAGGUUCCCCAAGAUCCAGAGGAGGCUGCCCGCCUCCAGCAGUUACAAGCUGCAGCAGCGCAGUGGCAACAAGUGCAGCAACAGAGAGCAGGCUUACAAUACCAGGCUCUCAUGCAACAACACGAAAAGCUUCAGCACAUCCUGGAACAAUACCAACAGCUGAUUCAGCAACCUCCAAACCUACAGUCAUUGUCUGCUGAAAUGCAGCUGAGGCACUACGAAAUGCAGCUGCAACAGUUCACCCCUUUAUUUCAAGACUGGGAUCGCUCUUUCAUCCUGUGGCAUGAACAGUUCCAGACCUAUCCUCACAAAGAUCAACUGCAGGACUAUGAACGCCAGUGGAAACAGUGGCAGGAGCAGAUGAAUGCCACCAAUGCCCACCUUCAAGAAAGGGUGGCAACUCUCACUGCCAUGGUGCCAUUCGCCUCAGGCCAGUAUAGUGGUGGAAUGAUGGGACAGUAUGGCCAGUACCCUGGACAAGACAUGCAAAUACAGCAGCAGUCAAUAAAACCAGAUAUGCAGCAUUCACCUGUUGCUGUUGGUCCCAGGCUGACUGGCUUUGGACCACAUUCAGAUUCACCUGCUGGGCCCCCUGUGAGAGGCGGUGGCCCUGCUGGCAUAGUCAGACCUCCAGGUCCUCCCAACAUUCAGUCACCAAGCUUCAACAGCAUCAGUGGUCCACGUGGAAAUAACCCAAGAUUUGAGCAGCCUCAGCAACGCUUUGAUGGUCCCCCAAGGUUUGACCAACCACAGCAACACUUCAGCGGUCCCCCAAGGUUCGACCAACCACAGCAGCGCUUUGAUUGUCCCCCAAGAUUUGACCAACCACCACAGCGCUUUGAUGGUCCCCCAAGGUUUGACCAACCACCGCCUCGCUUUGACAGUCCCCCAAGGUUCAACCAACCACAGCAGCGCUUUGAUGGCCCUCCUCGAUUUGACGGACCACGAUUUGGGCGGUCUAGGUUUGAUCAGCCCCCAAGGCCCCCUGGCCCCCCACCUCGUUUUGAACGUCCACCUGUGCCUCAGCAAACACAACCGCAAGGUCCCCAACCUGAGGCAGAACCAGACACUAAAGAGCCUGCCAGUAAUGAUUCUAAGACUCAAGGAAAAUCAACUGGGCAGCCACAGUCUGAAAAAGAAAAGACUGAAUCAGAAACAGAGAAGAAGACCAAAGCUGAAGACAUGACAGAUGACAACUUGCUUGGAACUGAAGGCUUUUUUGUUCAAAAUGACCCCAUUCCUCAGACGUUACAAACAAACACAAAACCUGAGGAACCUGAUGGCAAUAAUGCUUGUCACAAUAGCGAAAAACCCAAACCUGCUACCAGCAAGCCCUCUGUAUCUGCCCCUUCUGCUGUAGGAUCUGACAGUGGUGCUGCUCAAAAUCCCCUUAAACCUGAUGGACCUUUGACAAGCAACAAACCUCCACCUGUUUCGAAGCUCCCUGGAAUCCAACAGGAGACACAAGCCUCUGGCCAAAUGCAGUCAAGACCAGAUCCUCCAAGACCUCCCCCUGGUAGGGGACGAGGCCAGCCUCCAGUACCUGUCCAAGUACGUGGACGAGGACGUGGACAGAUGAGCUGUGAGUUCAGAGGACCAAACACUGUUCCUCCUGUGGAGAAAAUGGGAGAAGCAUCUUAUGACUACAUGCCACCAGAAGAGGACUUUGGAAUGCCAGAAGAACAGGAAGAACAUCAGGAAGAUUAUCACUGGCAGGAUCCUUCAUAUGAUGAAUGGGGUGGUGGGGAGUCAGAGAUGCCCCCUGAAGAAAUGUGGAUGCCAGAUGAACAUCAUUUCCCAACAGAGGAAGAUUAUUAUGAAGAGCCGAUUGCCGGACGCCCUAUGGGACGAGGAGGGCCAGCAAGAAUGAGAGGAGGACCCCCUAUGGGAAGAGGAGGCCUACCUAUGGGCAGAGGUGGUCCUCCACUGGGAAGAGGAGGUUUGCCUAUGGGUAGAGGUGGGCCGCCUAUGGGUAGAGGGGGGCCACCUUUGGUGAGAGGGGGACACUCUUUAGCUAGAGGAGGUCCACCUAUGGGUAGAGGAGGUCCACCCAUGGGCAGAGGAGGUCCAAUCCCUAUGGGCAGAGGAGGUCCACCCCCUAUGGGAAGAGGAGGACCACCACCCAUGGGAAGAGGAGGACUACCCUCCAUGGGAAGAGGAGGCCCACCUAUGGGAAGAGGAGAGCCAGUGGAUAGGCAGUGGGAAGAUCUUGAGUCAGCGGAGUACUCAGAGGAAGGAGACCCUUACUGGGGAGAAUGGAAACCUCCAAUGAGAGGCAUGAGACCCCCAUUUCCACCAGGCCGGGGUCGACCCCCACGUGGUCAUCCAGGUUUCAUGCACCAAGGACGAGGACGCCCCCCUCACCAAGCACAUGGGCCAAUGGAUCACGAGUCAUUAGGCCAUGAAAUGGACCCUGGUGAUAUUGAUCCAGCAAGGCACCCCAUGUACCAUGGACAUGACCCUCAUAGCCAUCCAAUGCAUCCUGAUGUCGGAAGAGGCAGGCGUCGCGUGCCACCACCACCUCAUGAAAUGAUGCCCCCAAUGGAGGAGCCAUUGUACGAUGAAGGAAUGGAGAGCGACAUGGGGUGGCAACCACCAUAUGGAAGAGGUCGUCCUCUGCCUCCACAUGAGAUAAUUGAUAGGGGAGGAGUAAGGAGGAGACCCUCUGGUCGAGGAAUGGCUAGAGGCAUGUGGCGGCCAGGUCCAACACACAAGGAAUACGAAGAGGAAUACAAUGAAGGUUAUGUCAAGGAUUAUGGUCAUGGGGAUGAUAGUUAUCGCUGGCGGCCACAACUGGACUGUCCCCCCGAUGACUAUCAGCAUGAGGCCAAGUACUAUGAUUCUGAAUGGGACAGAGAGCAUGCUCCUCCUCCUGAGAGGGACUACCCGCCCCGCAUGCCACCAGCAGAGCCCUACAGAGAUGGUUCUGUAGGUCACCCAUACCCAUAUGAUGAGCAUGACAGGGGAAGAGGAGAACUUAGAAUCCGUGAAUACAGGGAUGAUCCCCCAUAUCGACAAGAAGAGUCAUCAUACCCACCACCACCCUCAGAAUGGGAUAGGACUUCAAGACUUCCUCCACCACCAGAAAGAGGGUAUCCUGUUGACUAUGAGGAUCGCAGACCUCGCUAUGAGGAGCACAGAGAAGAGCCUCCCUUGGACAGACCUCCACCUGUACCUUCUGCUGCACCUGUUGCAAAAUUGCCAGAGAGCACGGUUGAUCUGGCCCCACAAGGAAUGAGUGGAGCUAAUGUACUUGCUCUCUCCCAGCAUCAGCAUGAAAUUAUCCUGAAAGCUGCUCAAGAGCUUAAACUCAUGAGGGAAUUGAAGGAGGGGAAGACACCUGUUACUGAGCCUCAGCGUCCACCAACUGACAUCCUGCCUGAACUCCCUGCUGGUCUUCUUGGUUUGGAGAUCCCACAAGAAGUCAGGAAUGUUCUGAAGGGUAUGACUGCAGCUGCACAGACGGCUGUAACUGUAUCUUUGGAUACCAAAGCUGCUACCACAGAUUACCAGUCUACUUUCUCUACCACAUCUACACCUACAGUGAUUCCAAAGACUGUGGAUUAUGGACAUGGGCAUGAGCCUGGAGCCACCGUUGAGCGGAUCUCUUAUGGUGAGAGAAUUGUGUUGAGGCCUGAUCCAGUGCCUUCAGACAGGGGCUAUGAAAAAGAACCACUCGGUCACAGAGAUCCUUACAGCAGAGACCCAUAUUAUGAAAGACGAUCAGACCCGUACAUGGACCGCCGGGAGUACAGUAGAGAGAGGGAAUUAUACAGAGAAAAGCUUCCACCUGGAUAUGAAAGAGAAAGAUUUGAGAGGGAGCGCUAUCCCCCGAGAGAGAGAGAUGAAAGAUCUCCACUGGCACAACCUUUACGCUCAGGAUACAGGGAGAGAGACAGAGAUCUUCGAGAGAAGGAGCGAAGUAGCAGUCGUGAUCGAGAUGAACAUUAUGGAAGGACUGGCUAUGAUAGACCUCCAUAUGAGCGCAGUGGACUCGACCGAAGUGGGCCAGAGCGUUACAGCCACAGCCCCUCACCUUUUGUGGACAGAAGAAGCUAUCCAGAGGACAGAGGGCCUCCCAUUGCACCACCAUUGCCACCUCCACCUCAGCCACCCCCACGAGUCGAGAGGAAGCCAGAAACCAAGAAUAUCGAUGAUAUCCUCAAACCACCUGGCAGAUUGUCUCGGCCUGAAAGGAUUGUCAUCAUAAUGAGAGGGCUUCCAGGAAGUGGGAAAAGCCAUGUUGCAAAGCUCAUACGGGAUAAGGAAGUUGACUGUGGUGGUGCACCUCCGAGAGUUCUUGUUUUGGAUGACUAUUUCAUGACGGAAGUUGAGAAAGUUCAAAAGGACCCAGACACUGGGAGGAAUAUCAAAACCAAGGUUCUUGAGUACGAGUAUGAGCCCGAGAUGGAGGACACCUACAGGAGCAGCAUGCUUAAAACAUUCAAGAAAACUCUGGAUGAUGGCUUUUUCCCCUUCAUCAUUUUAGACACUAUUAAUGACAAGGUUAAACAUUUUGAUCAGUUCUGGAGUGCAGCCAAAACGAAAGGCUUUGAGGUGUACGUGGCUGAAAUCACCGCAGACACUCAGACUUGUGCAAAGAGGAAUGUCCAUGGGCGCACACUUAAGGACAUAAUGAAGAUAUCCAACAACUGGGAGUCUUCACCACGUCAUAUGGUGCGCUUAGAUGUCCGGUCCCUGCUUCAGGAUGCUGCUAUAGAAGAGGUUGAAAUGGAAGACUUCAAUCCCGAUGAUGAACCCAAGGAACCUAAGGGAGAGGAGGAAGAAGAGGGUGAUCUGGGCUACAUUCCAAAAAGCAAAUGGGAGAUGGACACGUCUGAGGCGAAGCUUGACAAGUUGGAUGGUCUGGGAGGGAGUGGGAAGAGGAAACGUGAAGACAUGGCAGGCCUGGAUCACUACCUUCAGCUGCCAGACGAUUAUGCCACACGUACAUCUGAACCUGGAAAGAAAAGGGUUCGGUGGGCUGAUCUCGAGGAACAGAAGGACGCAGAUCGUAAGCGUGCUAUUGGCUUUGUGGUGGGUCAAACGGACUGGGAGAGAAUAACAGAUGAGAGUGGCCAGCUGGCACAAAGAGCUCUCAACCGUACCAAGUAUUUCUAAGAAGAUCCUCUUGUCCCUUUUUUUUGCUUUCAUUGAAAGAUGCCCAGAAUGUGAAGCUUGUAUGAGACUCAACGGAGUGACGUCACCAAUAGUUAUCAAAUUCUUAGUUAUUUCGUUGGUAAAAAUACAGUAUAUUUUUUUCUUCUUUUUAAACUAGCAAUCUGGCUAUUUACCAAUAAACUUCUGGUUUAUGGUUCCGUGCUUCUUCCUCUGUUGAUAUAUCCUGUGUUUAGUCAUUGUUUUUGCUGUUUUAUAGUCUCCAUGCUUUCUGUACUGUAUUCCUGUACACAGUUUCUUGGUCCAUUCAAACUUGAAAAAGACAAUAAAGGUUUCACAAAACGG